This is a messenger RNA of Dermatophagoides pteronyssinus (European house dust mite), 974 nucleotides long. RefSeq lists its product as uncharacterized. The record is from RefSeq and is a predicted model, not a curated record. NCBI's taxonomy places the organism in Eukaryota, Metazoa, Arthropoda, Arachnida, Sarcoptiformes, Pyroglyphidae.
UGUUCAUUGAUAAGAACCGGAAAUUACCAUCAUCAUUAAUAUCAUUAUUAUUAUUAUUAUUAUCAAUUGAUGUUGAUAAUAAUAAUAAUAAUUAUAAAAUGACCGGUGAUAAGGUCGAAGUUCAAAAUGAACCAUCAUCAAUAUUAAGUGAUGGCCAACGUGAUGAUAGUAACGGUACUGCCCAGAGCCAUUCACAACAAAGUACACAACCAAAUAAUAAUAAUAAUAACAAUAAUAAUAAUAAUAAUAAUAAUAAUAAUAAUAAUCAUACGAAUACAAAUAAUGCGAAUAAUAAUCAUAAUUGUAAAAAUAAUUGGUGGAAUUGUUGUUGCUGUUGUUGUUCAUGCAUAUCGAUUAAAAAUCAUUCGGGAAAACAUACGGAUAACAAAGUUCAAUUAUCUUCCAUCGAAAAUUAUUUCAAUGAUGACAAUGAACCUCUGCCUACGAUCGAAGAAAUCCGAAGCUGGGCAGAUUCAUUUGAUAAAUUAAUGAAAUGCAAAUAUGGCCGUAAAGUAUUUCGUGAUUUUCUUAAAUGUGAAUAUAGUGAAGAGAACAUUAUGUUCUGGUUAGCAUGUGAAGAUCUUAAACGUGAAUCCGAUCCGGAAAUGAUUGAAGAAAAGGCACGUCUUAUUUAUGAAGAUUUUAUAUCUAUUUUAUCACCUCGUGAGGUGAGCCUUGAUUCACGUGUACGUGAAAUAAUCAAUAAAAAUAUGAUUGAACCAACACCGAAUACAUUUGAUGAAGCUCAGCUACAGAUCUAUACGCUCAUGCAUCGAGAUUCUUAUCCACGUUUUAUUAAUUCACAAGCCUAUCGACAACUCGCACAACUGCCUACAACAAGUCGUAAAACAAGUGCUACGUAAUCCACAAUGAGAAUAAAUGAAUAAUACGACCAAAAACAAAAAAAAGCAAAAAAACGUAAACAAAUAAAUAAAUCAUUCUUUGCUCCCCAUUUUUUUUCUCAAAUCAUUAUC